GUCAUGUCUUCAUUUGAUUUAUGAGAAUUGAGAUUCUAUGAUUGAAAAAGUUAAAUCAGUUAUUUAUGAACAUGAAGGAAAGUUUUCUACCCAAGAUUCUCCUUUCUAUUCAGUGAUCUAUAGUAUUCUUUAUGAUCGUUGGGCAAAAAGUAAUACUCCACUCCAUUGUCUAGCUCAUUCAUUGAAUCCAAGGUUUUAUAGUGAACAAUGGCUUGAAGGAGGUGAAGGUAGAGUGCCUCCUCAUAUGGAUGGGGAAGUAUCUAUUGAGAGGAACAAAUGUUUUAGAAGGAUCUUUUCUGAAGAUGAGCGUUUUAAAGCAUUGGAUGAGUAUGCUAACUUCUCUCUCAAAAGUGGACCGUUUGAAGAUCCUGAUUCAAUUGGUGCUAGAUUUAAUACAGAACCGAUGAAGUGGUGGGCAUGUUUUGGUUCAAAUGCUCCAUUGCUUCAAAAGUUAGCAUUCAGAGUACUUGGACAACCUAGUUCCUCCUCUUGUUGUGAAAGAAAUUGGAGUACUUAUUCUUUCAUUCAUUCCAUUAGAAGGAAUAAAUUAAUUCCAAAACGUGCAGAAGAUUUGGUUUUUGUUCAUAACAAUCUUCGUUUAUUGUCAAGGGUUAACUCUAAGUAUUAUGAUGGUAAGGAGAAGAUGUGGGAUGUUGGUGGAGAUGACUUUGGGAGUAUGGAAGAUGUGGGAGUUCUUCAAUUAGCCAACCUGUCAUUAGAUGAACCAGAAUUGGAGUCUGUUUUUUUCGAUGAAGAUGCAAAUGACAUAAUGGAUAAGGAGAAUGAUCAAAUAGAGAAAAUACAAUAAAUAUUUUACUAUUUUUUAAAUUUUUUAUUAUAUUUUAUUUGAUGACU
Messenger RNA from Mangifera indica (mango), 855 nucleotides. RefSeq lists its product as uncharacterized. Bases 38 to 808 code for a protein of 256 amino acids. The transcript is spliced from 2 exons. NCBI's taxonomy places the organism in Eukaryota, Viridiplantae, Streptophyta, Magnoliopsida, Sapindales, Anacardiaceae. Gene Ontology annotation, molecular function: protein dimerization activity. The record is from RefSeq and is a predicted model, not a curated record.